AUGUUCGUUCCGGGGAAACCCAAGAUCAAAACGAGAACCGUCCUCGUGAAGAAAGCACCCGCCCCCACAGCGAACCCCUCACCAUCACCGCACACAAGACCAGGCAACGGCACACGCAGCUAUAGCGCAUCAGGGCCGCCAUCGAACCGAUACCAGUCCACCCCUCGUUCACAAACAGCCGCACGGGAACCUGCGCGCAAGUCGGUAUCCGUGUCGCGUGUCGACACUCGCAAGCGUAAAGGCACCGAUACACCGCAAUGGGCGAGCAGCGAUGAGUCGAGUGAUGAUGAGGAUAGUGAUCGACUGGGCGUCAAGCGACGGAAGACACGGCCAGCGAGUACCAGCACUGAGCCUAUGAGUCUGAACCGCGCACUCGAGCCGGACUUGAAGAGACGUAUACGGAUACAAGAACCAGAUGCAAAGGCGAAAUCGAACGGAAGUGUGAACGGGACAUCGAAUGGGACUGAAAACGGCGCCUCAGAUGGCACAUCGGAUAUGAUGAAGAUGGCGCAGGAAAACGCCGCCUUUAGAAAGAAGAAAGCUGUGUCGGGGAAGAGCACUUUAAAACACGGGUUCGAGAUGACAAAAGAUGAUGGAGCGAAGGCCUACAAGUCCGCCUUCCCCGGUAGCGAAAAGAAGUUCGCCAUCGAACUCCAAUACCCAAGCCUAUCACGACCCGAGAAAUUCGAAGCUGUAGCCCGGAAAGAAGUAGACGAGGAAUAUAGUCCACUAGACGACAUCUAUUUCAGCAUAGAAGAAAUCAUCCAGCACUACCUCCCACCCGAUCUCGCCGCCGAGCUCUCGUCCGACGCCCUCGGCACCGUUCGUCUCCUCAAGCGCGCCGUAACAAAAGACGACCCAGAACUCUUCAAGCAAGAACUCGCCAAGUUUAACAAGCUGAUCAAAGACCAAUAUGCCAACGGCACAAUACCCCGGAUUCUUGACGACAUGCACGCCAUUCCCCUCAGCCUCGUCAAACGCAUCACAGCACAAUCUUACAACCGCAUCGUCUCCCCACACGCACACCGCCUACGCAAAGUCGAAGGAAAAGAAACCACCUACGGCGAACUCCUCACGCCUUUUGUUCACAAAAUCUUCGCACAAACGGGGUUAAACAGUACGCAUACGUUCGUCGACCUAGGUUCCGGCGUCGGCAACGUCGUCCUACAAUCCGCGCUCCAAACGGGCGCCGAAUCCUGGGGCAUUGAAAAGAUGAAACUGGCAGCCUCGCUCGGCUCGGAACAAGCCGCCGAGCUCAAAGCACGCAGCAAACUCUGGAACAUUACCCUCGGCCGCAUCGAGCUUAUCGAAGGAGAUUUCCUCGAAAGUCCGGAGAUUGAUGAAGUUUUGCGCAGGGCCGAUGUUGUGCUGGUUAACAACAAGGUCUUUGGGGAGACGCUGAACAAUUUGCUGCUGCAGAAGUUUUUGGACCUCAAACAGGGUUGUAAAGUUGUUAGUCUGGAGAGCUUUGGUGGCGGUGCGAAACAGGGGGUUAGGAAUGAACAGAGCAUUGCGGGAUUGUUUGAUGAGGAGAGGUUUGAGAGCGGGACUAAUAGUGUUAGUUGGGCGGGGGAGAGUGUCGAAUAUUUCAUUGCGGAGAAGGCGAGGUGA
Alternaria atra is the source of this 1611-nucleotide messenger RNA. RefSeq lists its product as uncharacterized. Lineage: Eukaryota; Fungi; Ascomycota; Dothideomycetes; Pleosporales; Pleosporaceae. Gene Ontology annotation, cellular component: nucleosome; nucleus. The record is from RefSeq and is a predicted model, not a curated record. Gene Ontology annotation, biological process: DNA repair; regulation of transcription regulatory region DNA binding; subtelomeric heterochromatin formation. The coding region runs from base 1 to 1611 and encodes 536 amino acids. The transcript has a single exon. Gene Ontology annotation, molecular function: histone binding; histone H3K79 methyltransferase activity.